CGCAAAGUGAACGUACUUCAAGCACCAUGUUGUUAAUAUCGCUAGUGAUACUGAUAAUUUCCACGUACGGAAUUUUUUAUGUGUAUUUAAAGUUAACAUCAGGUAUUUGUAAAUGUAGUAAGCAUUUAGUGGGAAAAGUGGUUAUUGUUACUGGGGGAAAUAAUGGUAUCGGAUUUGAAACCGCAAAAGAUCUAGCAGAAAGAGGAGCUCGUGUUAUACUGGCCUGCAGAGACGAGAGUCGCGGUACCGCCGCAAGAGACAAAAUCAUCGCUGCGACAGGUAAUAAUGAUGUACACUAUAGACAUCUGGACCUUGCCUCUUUAACUUCCGUCAAAAAAUUCGCCGAGGAAUUUAUUCGAGAUGAGAAAUGCCUAGAUAUACUCAUCAACAAUGCCGGCAUGAACGGAUCUCAAAAUGAGCGAACUGAGGACGGACUACUACUGGGAAUGCAAACAAAUCAUUUCGCACCAUUUUUGUUAACUUGUCUUUUGGUUCCUUUGCUCAAAUCAUCAGCUCCGAGUCGCAUUAUUAAUGUCUCUUCGAUGGCCCAUUAUCGAGCAACUCUCAAUUUGGAUAAUCUCAACAUGGAAAAGGAAACCGAAGAAACCUUCAGCAAAAAUCAUGUCUACGCUGUAUCUAAGCUUUGUAAUAUCUUAUUUACUCUGGAAUUAAGCAGAAGAUUAAAAGGGAGUAAGGUGACAACUAAUAGUCUUCAUCCGGGUGUUGUCGAUACUGAUAUUUUAGAUGAAAUGGAUUUUAAAUAUGUACACCUUAUAAAACGAUUAGCUAGACCUUUGUUGAAAAAUCGAUGGGAAGGUUCACAAACCACCAUAUACCUCGCAGUUUCGCCAGAAGUUGAGAACGUAAGCGGUAAAUACUUCAGGGAUUGUAAAAUGGUCGAUGUGAGCACGGAGCAAGCACGAGAUGUCGAACUGGCUCGGAAACUUUGGGAAAAAUCGGAGAAACUGCUAAAUUUCAAAUCAAAUUUGUAACAUACUCUAAGUACUUGUAUGCUUAACCUUAAAACAAUAAAAAUAAUAGUAGACAUAGACAAAAUUUAUAUGUUUCAAAAGACGGGACACCUUUUUUGUUGAUAUCCAAUCUUAUCUUUAAUGGUUUAU
Papilio machaon (common yellow swallowtail) is the source of this 1121-nucleotide messenger RNA. RefSeq names its product retinol dehydrogenase 11-like. The record is from RefSeq and is a predicted model, not a curated record. The transcript has a single exon. The coding region runs from base 27 to 992 and encodes 321 amino acids. NCBI's taxonomy places the organism in Eukaryota, Metazoa, Arthropoda, Insecta, Lepidoptera, Papilionidae.